CGUUUGAAAAAAGGCGAAACCGCGACCACUUUACACACCGAUUCCCCCUCGUUUGCGUUUUUUGGGCUCUAUAUUUCUCUGUACCUUUGUUCGUAUUUUCUCGGGAGGGCUCAGUCCUUAGAUGUUCUAACGUUUUAGGGUGGGGUGGGUCUGGGGAUCCAGGAGUUUGUUCUCUUGUAUCCAGGAGUUUUGUUCUCUGGUGGUGAUUGUUCUUUCUGAUAAUCGAAGAGAAUGGUUAUUACUGACGAGAACAAUCCCGAUUUGAACAAGCCCACCAAUCUUCAAGGAGGGAUAGAGAUGGGUAAUAGAAAGUUCGGUCAGGAGAUUAUCCAGAACAGAAGGGCUUUAAAUGUCAUUAAUCAGGGUUUAGUGGGAGGUCGAGCAUACCCUUAUGUAGUCAACAAAAGAGCCUUGUCAGAAAAACAUGAAAUCUGCGGAAAAAAGCAGUCUGAUCCAGUGCAUCGACCGAUUACGAGGAAGUUCGCCGCACAAAUUGCAAAUACGCAGCCAGCUUGUCCCCCGGAAACCAAGAAAGCGAACCAAUCAGCCUCGAAUGGAUUUGGAGCCUCCAUCUUUGUAGACGAGGAACACAACUCACAUAAAGAAGACCAACCAGUGCCCAUGUUUUUAGAACAAACGGAAGCAAUGCCUAGUGAAACUGAUGAGACGGAGGAGGUUGAAAUGGAGGAUAUAGCUGAGGACCCGUUCAUGGAUAUUGACAGCUGCGAUGCGAAGAAUCCACUUGCAGUUGUGGACUAUAUUGAAGAUCUGUAUGCCUAUUACAGAAAAAUGGAGAGUUUUAGUUGCGUCUCACCAAACUAUAUGGCACAACAAUGUGACAUUAAUGAGAGGAUGAGAUCCAUACUGAUUGAUUGGCUUAUUGAGGUACACGACAAGUUUGAACUCAUGAACGAGACAUUGUUCCUAACAGUUAACAUUAUAGACAGAUUUUUAUCCCAGCAAACAGUGGUAAGAAAGAAACUUCAGUUGGUUGGUUUGGUUGCCAUGCUCUUGGCAUGCAAGUACGAGGAGGUUUCUGUUCCUAUAGUUGGGGAUUUGAUUCUUAUAUCAGACAAAGCUUACACAAGGAAGGAGGUUCUGGAUAUGGAGAGCUUGAUGCUAAACACAUUGCAGUUCAACAUGUCAGUUCCAACCCCAUAUGUUUUCAUGCGAAGGUUCCUCAAGGCUGCUCAAUCGGACAAAACGCUUGAGCAACUGUCCUUCUUCUUAAUUGAGCUUUCGUUUGUGGAGUAUGAGAUGCUCAGGUUCCCACCAUCUUUAUUAGCAGCUGCUGCCAUCUAUACUGCUCAAUGUACUCUUAACGGGUUCAAGCAGUGGAGUAAGACCUGUGAAUGGCAUACCAGCUACUCAGAAGAUAAGCUAUUGGACUGCUCAAGACUAAUGGUAGGUUUCCAUCAAAAGGCAGCAACAGGGAAACUCACAGGGGUACAUAGGAAAUACUCUACAUCUAAGUUUGGCUAUACUGCAAAAUCUGAACCAGCUCAUUUUCUUUUGGAUACCCAACUAUAGCAGACCAUGUACAGCUACUAACUCAUUACAUGACUUUGUAAUUGGGUUGAUUGGAGAUGGGGAAUGAAUACUCAUCAUAACACAGCAACGUGGGUUGCACUGGGGAUUGCUUUCCAACCUCGGUUGUUAAUUGCACACAGCCAUGGUUGUUUUCCCAAGUUCUAAUUGAACUUACUCAUCUGUUUCCCCCUUCAAAUUGUACUUCUAUUGUUGUUCCCUUUGAACAAUAAUGUAAUGACAAUAUCAUAUUUCAAUUUUUAUUAAAAUAGUUAUCUUCA
This is a messenger RNA of Carya illinoinensis, 1808 nucleotides long. Its product is annotated as G2/mitotic-specific cyclin-2-like. Gene Ontology annotation, cellular component: cyclin-dependent protein kinase holoenzyme complex; centrosome; nucleus. Gene Ontology annotation, biological process: mitotic cell cycle phase transition; regulation of cyclin-dependent protein serine/threonine kinase activity. Gene Ontology annotation, molecular function: cyclin-dependent protein serine/threonine kinase regulator activity. The coding region runs from base 232 to 1530 and encodes 432 amino acids. NCBI's taxonomy places the organism in Eukaryota, Viridiplantae, Streptophyta, Magnoliopsida, Fagales, Juglandaceae. The record is from RefSeq and is a predicted model, not a curated record. The transcript is spliced from 11 exons.